Diceros bicornis minor is the source of this 1611-nucleotide messenger RNA. Its product is annotated as membrane-spanning 4-domains subfamily A member 4A-like. The coding region runs from base 157 to 876 and encodes 239 amino acids. Gene Ontology annotation, cellular component: membrane; Golgi apparatus. The transcript is spliced from 7 exons. Lineage: Eukaryota; Metazoa; Chordata; Mammalia; Perissodactyla; Rhinocerotidae. The record is from RefSeq and is a predicted model, not a curated record.
AAAACUGCUAGGACAGGAAUGCAGAUUUAGACUGAGUGAGGUGUGGAGUAGGGGAAAGUGAUUGUAUCUCAACCAGAGGCACUUGCCCAGCGUCUCUGGCAUUCAUUAGACACACGCAGAUGUUGCAGUCUUGAAGAAAGCACCUUUUCUGCUGCCAUGACAACCGUGCAAGGAAUGGAACAGACCACACCAAGGGCUGGCCCUGUUGUGUACGAGCUGGGACAGCAUACUACUCUAAAUGCAUAUAUGUGGAAAGGGAAGCCAGAGAAAUUCUUGAAGGGGGAACCCAAAGUUCUUGGGGUUGUGCAGAUCCUCAUUGCCUUAAUGAACUUCAGCUUGGGGAUGAUAAUGAUUAGUCUCAUGGUGUCAUCUGGUGGAAUUUAUUAUUACCAUCCCUUAUCAGCGUACGCAGCGUACACAAUUUGGGGCUCGGUAAUGUUUAUUAUUUCAGGAUCCUUGUCAAUUGCAGCAGGAACCAGCACUACAAGGGGCCUGGUCCAAGGUAGCCUAGGAGUGAACAUCACCAGCUCUGUCUUUGCUGCAGCAGGGAUCUUAGUCACUAUCUUCAGCCUAGCUCUUUCAGCAGCCCAUCACAAUAUGUGUAAAAAUUAUGAGAAAUUGGAGAACUGUUCCCUGCUCAUAUCUAUGUUAAUGGGUAUGGAUGGGAUGGUGCUCAUUUUAAGUGUGCUAGAGUUCUGCAUUGCAGUGUCACUCUCUGUCUUUGGAUGCAAAGUAACCUGUGGUAAUCCUGAUAAGGUUGUGCUCAUUCAGCCAUCAAAUUCUGAUAUGGCAGAAACAACAUCUCCCGCACCAGUCACAGAAGAUUUGAUGCCACCAGCAUAUCAAAAGCAAAAUGUUCCAGGAAACCUAUAUUGACAGUUAUGCAAGAACCCCACUUGGGAAAGUACCAGAAUCCAACUCUGAUUUUAAUAUAUAAAUAUAAAAUUCAGAACUAUGCUCUCAUUAUCCCCCAAGAACUCAACAACUCAUUUCGCUGACUCUUUAUCAACAAUAGCAGAAGUUAAAUAAAUAUAUCAUGCAUUUAAGGAGUGAACAGCACUUGAAUGGUUUUCACCCAGCUUCCGGGCUUUUGGGAAAGGAAAUGAAGGUGGUAAAUAAGAUUGGGAAGAAGGGCAAAUAGAUAUUGCUGAAGUGAAGCCUCCAUGCAGACUGCAUAUUUCUGCUUCCCUGGCCAAUACUCUUCCCACUUGUUUGAAUUUCUUUUCCUGUCUUUGGGAACACAAGGUUGUUUUUACCUUCAGAAAGUUGAGAUGUAUGGCUUUUCCCUCCCUUUCCUUUUCCUGCUUUCCUUAUCCCAUAGAAAAUACCUUCAAACAGCACAGUAGGUCCUUUUAUGUGCACAAACCAUUAUUAGUAUAACACACACAGAGUAAAAAAUCACAUCAUGGAUUAGAUUCAACAUAUAUUUUCUCUCUCUCUCUCUCCUCUUCUUCCCUCUCUCUCAUUCUCUCUCCUACAGGGCAGGGUUAUAUCCUCAUCAAAUUUGUAUCCAGUGCCAUAUAUGUGAUUGUGCAAUAGAUGGUAUUUGCUGAAUGGUCGUUAAAUACAUUUUAUUUAUUACAGAGCAAAAAUAAAUUAAAUAAAAUGAGA